Drepanopeziza brunnea f. sp. 'multigermtubi' MB_m1 is the source of this 783-nucleotide messenger RNA. RefSeq lists its product as uncharacterized. Gene Ontology annotation, cellular component: membrane. The record is from RefSeq and is a predicted model, not a curated record. NCBI's taxonomy places the organism in Eukaryota, Fungi, Ascomycota, Leotiomycetes, Helotiales, Drepanopezizaceae.
AUGGGGUUCUUCCAUGAUAUCGGUGCCUUGUUGGCAGGUACGGCGGCAGCCUUGGAUCAUUUCGGUCAACAUCAACUCGGUCCUGCCAUGGGCGAAGCUGCAAAAGCUCUCGACUCGUUCGGAGAAGAUGUCCUCGGCCCCGCGAUGAGCGAAGCAGGCAAGGCUCUCGACACCUUCGGAAAGGAGAAGUUGGGUCCUGCUGUGGGAGAGGUUGGCAAGGCAUUGGACACGUUUGGCAAGGAAAAGCUGGGGCCCGCCAUGGCCGUCACAGGACAAGCUUUGGAUACGUUUGGCAAGGAGAAGUUGGGACCUGCUAUGGAUCAGACUGGCAAGGCUCUUGAUGUUUUCGGCAAGGAGAAGCUUGGUCCCGCGAUGGAGCUUACUGGUGACUUGAUCAAGAAGAACCCAGGUGCCGCAGCUGCUAUUGCUGCUAGUGGCUUGACCUUUGUCGCGCCAUUUCUUGUCACUGGUCCACUUCUUUGGGUGUUUGGAUGGGGUGGUACUGGUAUUAGGGCAGGUUCGGCGGCCGCAGCUAUUCAGGCUUCGGCUGGUAAUGUCGUCGCUGGAACCACGUUUGCUACACUACAGAGUGCUGCUAUGGGAGGAUACGGUGCUGCGGCUGUUAAUGGCGUGGUGAUGAUCUGCUCAGCAGUCACCGGUACCAUCAGUGGUAUCACUGGCUUCGGAAACCGUACGGAGACGAAGACCGAGGUCAAGGACCCCUUCGGCUCUGACUCUGAUACCGACACGGACACCGAAGAAUAUGGAGCUACUAGCGAGUGA